This is a messenger RNA of Trichobilharzia szidati, 6576 nucleotides long. The record is from the annotation of a GenBank genome assembly. Lineage: Eukaryota; Metazoa; Platyhelminthes; Trematoda; Strigeidida; Schistosomatidae.
AUGCGUGGUGUCCUCAUUUUCAUGUCUUUUUUAACCGUUAUUUCAGCAAGUGUCAAGUUUAUUCAGGAACCUGAGGACGCCUGUAUACCAUGGCAUAGUCAAAUUCAACUUAAUUGUAAAGUUAAUCAUCCCACAGCAGUCUAUUCAUGGUUAGCAAUACAUCAUGCUCCUUUGGAUUUAAUCUUUUCCAAUGGAUAUCUUGAAUUUUUAAAAGAACCAAAUAUUCUGUUUGAGAAGGCAGAAACAUUAGUUGAAAAUUCUUCUUUUGUAAAUGUUAAUCCCUUUGGUGGUCUACUACUCAGACAUCCUAUUUCAGUAGAUAAAGUUAGUAGAUCAAAAGCCUUACAACCGAAUUAUAAAUCAUGGCUAGAAGGUUCUUAUCGGUGUAAAGCAUCGAUUCCCGGUCAAGGCAGUUUAGUCAGUCGUACAGCGAAAAUUCGUCUUUCUGAUCUCUUUCUUGAGCCUAACCUGCCUACAACUCAUAAUCUUUUGCCAAAUUCACGUCAGUCGUUAAUUACUGAAUUUCAGCAACAUUCAAGUCAGCAUACAACUGACUUAUCGUCGAAAAUACCGACAGAUACAAAUAAACAUCCUGGUCUUGGAGGUGGUAGUUUUUUCCCCGGUGAAGUUGUUGUCCUACGUUGUCCAGUAGUAACAGUCAGUUCAGUUAAACCGAUAAUUCGAUGGUUUCAUGUUACCUCAGAUGUUAUGGUUAUGCAACCAGUUGGCUCUGAUAUCCACGAUCCACAGGGUCAUUCAUCCUGGCCAAAUAAUUAUGAAGCAAUUACUUUGGAUAGUGGUCGUUGGCUUGAAAUUCAUCUAGGCUAUUUAAAUACCACCACUCAUACUAUUACUGGUACUAGCAAUCAUUCAGAUGAUAACAAUCAAGAUGAUAGAUCGAAACAGACCGCCAGUGAUUAUGGAUAUCCUCAUGUUAAUAAAGGUACAAAACAGCAUCCUAAUGAAAAUUACUUUCGUGCUGGAUUUGGUGAAUACUUUUGUGAAGUACAAAUACCACCGUCAGUACAAUCAGAUAAUGACGAUGGUGUUAUCAAUAGUAGUGAGUCAGAGAAAAUUGGAUUAAACGAUACAGGCCCGUAUAUACCCGUCACAAUGUUUCCAACAUCUUCAACAACAAAAGCAACGACACUGACUCCAAUCUCUGACAAUAAACUGCAACAUUCGAAUUCUAAAGAUACAGUUUUCUGGUCUGUCCAACCUUAUGAAUUAGUACAAAUAGAAUUCCCGUCGACAUUUCUACAUUCUCUGAAUGUGUUAUCAACAAAUUCAAAAGUUGAGGUUAAAAAUCAAGCUUUUGCCUUACAUCACCGUCAUCCUUCACCUGCUCCUUCUCCACCACCUCAGCAACAGCAGCUGUUGCAACAACCAAAACUAUCCAGAGAUUCUCAGAAUAUUGAAUUAUGGCGUAAAGUUAAUUCUACUGUGACACUUCCAUGCGCUGGUAAUAUUCGUCAGUUCAUUGGCGGUCGAGUACAGAAUGAUUUAACUUCUUUCGGAAUGCUUCAUACUGAUUCUUCGCAUGGAUUAAUGAAUUAUCAUGGUUAUAUUAUUCAGUGGAGGAAAGAUGGAGAACUUUUGUCAGAAAAGCUGUUAUCAAAAGUUAGCUACAGUCGUUUUCAUCUAGUUGGUAGUGGCAGCCUAAUGAUUAAUAAUCUUCAAUUAAAUGAUACUGGUUUAUAUUCUUGUCAAGUUGUAAAUGAACAAGAGAAUGAGAUAUUACUGGAUGAAACUAGUAUCCAAUUGAUUGUUGGUCAUGCACCAAUCUUGUUAAAUGCUUCGCCAGGUGAUAUACAGGCUAGAUUACAUUUUGAACAAGUAUUAUGGUGUCAUUUUAUAACACACUAUCCAACAUUAAUACAGUGGCGUAAAAAUAGUGAAAUAAUUCAAGAUAGUGAAUACUUUCGUAUAAAUAAUAAUUAUACUCAUAUUAAUCAACCUGGCCAACAAUUGCCGUUUACUACUACUGCUACUACUCAAAUUAGAAUACAAAGAAUAUUACCAAAUGAUGCUGGAUAUUUUCAAUGUUUAGCAGAGAAUAGAUUUGGAUCUAUUCAACAUUCAAUUCAUCUUCAGGUUGUUCAAUCGAACUCUGCCGAUUACAUAAAUGAUGGAAUUGAUACUAAUAAUUUGUUGAUGAUGAUACCAACAAAUGUCAGAGUAUUCAACGUCAGUGAUACACGUGCUGAUGUGAUAUGGGAUGAACCACAAUGGCCUUUAUCAAAGCCAUUAGUGUAUUUCAUACAAAUAGAAUCAAGCACUUCACCUGGUCAUCUAAUAGUCAAUACAACUAAUCUGUUUAUUCGUUUGGUUGAACUCCAACCUGAAACUGUUUAUACACUGAAGAUUUUCCCUACUUUAAUAGAAAAAUCAGGUCAAAGAUCAGAUAAUUUUGCAUCUGUCACAUUUAAGACAAAGCCACUGAUUCAUCGUCCUCCUGCUGUAAGAGAUAUAACUGCAGAAUCAAGAGAAUAUGGUACUUUAACUAUUUCAUGGAAAGCACCAUCUUUCAUAACUGAUGUCAAUGAUAAUAAUGGAUCAAUUGAAAAAAUUGUCUCUUAUCAAAUAAUUCUUCGUUAUCGCACCUCUGAACCAACUGAUUCCAGUGAUGUUAUGUCUCGUAAACCUAUUGAAAUUAAUGUACCUGUGAAUAAGUUAACUGUGCAUGCCGACAAUCGAUUAAGUUACACUGUGUUAAAUUUAACACCAGAUGCUUUUUAUCAAAUUACAAUCUAUGCGAUAACCGAUCAAAAUAUCACUGGUCGUUCAGCUUACCUACCAUCUUCAUCACGUGUUGCUUCAAGACCACCGUCGAAAUCACCUAUGAAUAUUCGUGUACAUUCUGUUGGAGCUCAUGUGGCUACAGUAUCAUGGCAACCACCGCCUGUGAAAUAUAGAAAUGGCCAACUUAUUGUAUAUCGUAUUAAUAUAUCAUGUGAUGACUGGUUACGUCCACGUUAUAUUAUGGUUCGUAAUAAAUUAAGCCAGUUGAUAAAAGGUUUGACUUCUGGCACAAAAUACGAGUUAACUAUUUCAGCAGCUACUCGAGCAGGCAAUGGUCCAGACUCUGAUAUUAUCACAUUUACUACAUUUACUCAAAAGAAUAAAGCUGAUUCCGAUGGAGAGAAUAGUGCUGAUGGAGAAGUCUUAUCAGGUGAUGUUACAUCUGAAGGCCUUAGUGCACCAAUGACUCAUUUACCUUCUCUGUCAGACAACAGGAAGUUGGUUUCUUCACUAGGACCUGUGGAAAAUCUCCAGGCUUUAGCUGAUGAACAAAGUCUAUUAGUAUUUUGGUUACCACCACAUGUUGUGGCUAGUUCAUCUAGCCUUCCUCAAACUACUUCUACUGGUGUUGUUGACAGUAGUAGUUUUAAUGGGAAUUUGGAUAUUCCAUCAAAAUACAAGCCUGUCAGGACAGAUAUAUCACACUAUAUAAUUUCUUGGGGUAAAUUGCAUCCUGGACCGGAUUCUGUUUCACUACCGAGGAAUCAGACAAGUUAUUCAAUUGAAAAUCUCGAAUACGAUACUACUUAUUAUGUGAAAGUUGUUGUUGUCGGUGUGAAUCAAGAAACUAAAGAAGCCCUUACAACAGCUAGAACAAAACCGGCUGCUUCUAAUGAACGUUUAUUGAUUCCUUUGAAUUUACACGUUUCUUCAUCCGAUUCAAAUUGGGUGACACUAACAUGGGAUAAACCUGAAUGUGUUCAGAAGGCAUCAAAUGCUGGUAGCCAAUCACACGAACAAGAGUCUAACCCUUCCUCAUUUUCCUCAGACUGUACAUUUAGUAGUAAUUCAAUUAAAUUUUAUCAAGUUGCUUAUCAAAUGAUUGGAUAUGCAUCGAAUCGAACAAAUAUGAAAAUGAAGAAUGGGGAUCAAUCAUCGUCAUCAUCAUCAUCAUCAUUGAGUAAUCAACUUGACUCUGAGUUAGAUAAAACUCAACAUCUGAUCAAUGUAACACAGAAUUGGGCUCGAUUAGAAAAUUUACAAUUUGGUCGUUUAUAUUCUGUAGUUGUUCGAGCUGUUGGUGAGAAAAAAAGCUUCAAAGAUGCAAAUUUCAACAUGAAUCAUCGAAAUGAUGAAUCUCGUCUGUUGUUUAGUGAAUGGAGUUUAGAGCAGAUAUUUGAAACACCAGAAAAAAAGCCUGGUGAUUCCCCACGAGAUAUAUCUCUUAUCGGUCUUAAUGUUGAGUCUGGUGAACAACCUGUCAGUAUACAAAUUAGUUGGCAACCUCCUAUUCAUCCUAAUGGACCAUUGACGGGUUAUUUCCUUUACUAUACAGCAAAUCAUAGUUUACCUUUAUCUGAAUGGUCUAAACGCCGAUUACCACCGGAUAGUUUGAAUACAGUUAUCUCAGGGUUAUUACGCAAUGCUAUAUAUGCAUUUCGUUUAACAGCUACCAAUCCAUUUGGUGAUGGUCCAGCUUCUUCAGUCAAUUUAUAUCGUACACCAGAUGUUUAUGGUCAAGGCGGUGGUGUUUUCACCUUCACAGAUCAUGAAUACAUCAAAUCUGGUUCAAGUCUAUCUUCAGUCUCACUUCUUCAUCCUUAUCAUUCUAAUCCAGCUGAUAUAAUCUAUGUAAAAAGUGCUUCGGAUAAUACGGAGAAAUAUCCCACUGGUGUCGCCAGUAUUAGCAGCAGCAGCAGUAGUGGUAUUAAUACAGGAAAAUUGUUGUCAGCUGGACGAGGAGCGAAUUCAUUGUUGAUCAUCGGUGUAAUGGUCGGAUUCUUAGUCUUGUUACUGAUCAUCUUAGUAGUUUCAGUAUUUUGGCGUAAACAUCGACGUAAUUUGAAUCGUUUUAUUGGGUAUAAACCUGGACAAAACGUCGAUUGUUUACCCGAAGGCGAUGGUAUAAAUGUAAACAACAAUACUACUACUACUAACAAUAAUAUCAGUAACAAUAACAACAAAACUCCUCGUAGACAAUUAUUCAACAAGAAACGUAAAUGUCAUAACAAAUCCUAUGGUGCUAAUCAAGAUGUUGCCCUAUUAAUGAGUAAUGGUGAAGCAAUUCUAGCCUCUGACAUUCAACAACAGCAACAGCCAUUAUCGUCCAGUUUACCUGGUGGCGUUGUAAUGACUGGGCAACCAACAAUGCUGUUGACUACAUCUAUGAAUUUAUCAGCAGCUACUGGUGGUGUGUCUAGUGGAGGUGGUGCCUGUGGUGGAGAGAUUGUUGGCGGUCCAUUAUCCUCUAUCGUAGUUACACAAAGUCAAGGCAUUCUUCACAAUAAUCAAAAUAAUAUGAAUUCUGGUUCAUAUUCAUGGGAUCAUGAUUCAGAUUCACUUCAGUUUGCUUCUGUUUCACAAGAACGUACUGGUGAUAGUCGUCAGUCACCAGGAAUAAGUGGACAACAGCAAACACCGACGAAUGCUGGAAGCUCAGGAAGUACAAAUUCUGCUCGUGGUAGUAUUGGUACGCCGACACGACUUAUCCAGUCAAGUAAUUUAGCUUACCAUCAAACACAUAAUUAUCCAAAUGAUGCUGCUCUAGGUUAUGCCUAUCCAGUAACAUCAAUUGUUCCGUCAAAUCUAAUAAAUCCCACAAUGUUAGUCGGUCAGCGUCCUGCUGUUUUAUCCCCUGGUGUACCGAUUAGUGGUUAUCAAAAUCAUUUGGUUGUCUCAUCUGCUAUGCCAAUCACUGGUGGUAAUCAUACUACUGCUAAUAAUAUUCCAAAUAAUUAUAUGGUACAAUAUUAUCCAAUGACAUCAGUAUAUAAUCAAGUCAAUCGUAUGCCAAUUGACCGAUUACCAUCACCACAUGUAGUUAUUCCACCACAAAUGGUUUAUACUGGACAAUCAUCGGCUAGAUAUCCUAAUGCUAUACCGUGUAACAUAGAUCCAUCUCAAAUGGCUACAUAUGCUCAUGUAAUGAAUCCAUCUUAUGCAACUCAACCAGCAUUUGUCAAUGUGAAUACAACACCUCGUGUAAAUGCAGCUGAGAUUAUGUCAUUUACAAGUUCAGAAGAUAUUGGUCCUGUGAUGUCAAAUUCAACAAAUGAAAAUGAUUCUCAGAAAUUCUUAUAUAUGAAUGGUGGUGGUAGUGGUGUCGGUGACAAUGAUCAUAAUCGAAGCAAACUGUACAAUCCAAUGCAUACAACACCAAAAUCUAAACGUACUACUGCCUCUUCUACAGGGAACACUGGUUCACGUUCAAUAGCAUCACCUCGACGACGUCCAUUACCAAAUUCUAAUCGUAAUGAACGAAAUCUUGAUGCACAUACGAAUAGAUUGAAUGUUGUGAAUCAACAAAGUAUGAUGAAUGACGACAGCAUUCAUCGUGGAGGUGGUGAUGGUCAUACCAAUACGGGAAAACAUGCUGCUAACCAAGAAAUCAAACGGAAUUCUGUAAUUGUAAAUAAUAAUAAUAAUGGUGGUGAAUGUGGAACUGAAAAUGAGGGUGUUCAAAAAGCCUUCAGCAGUGAAGAACUCUCUCAAGAAAUGGCUAAUUUAGAAGGUUUAAUGAAAGAUUUAAGUGCAAUAGCUCAAGAAGAAUUCAACUGCUAACAGAUAUAUACAUUGGAACACAUACGCAAACAUGGAGAUAUGGAGGUCGACAGU